UCUAGUCUCAGGAAAUCAAUGGCGCCGGCUGCAGAUGAGGCCAAGUCGGGCAAUGGAGGACAAAUACAAAGGCCAUUUACGUUUAAUGAAAUCGUUCUGAGGAACAGGUUGACUGCCCUUGUCGUUGAUGGUGACAAUUUUUGCCGGUUGCUGCAGCAGGGGAUUCUUCAAGCUUAUGGACUUCAAACUCAAACGGUCGACAAUGGCGACGCUGCGGUUGAGCUCAUUGCCUCGGGUGCGAAAUUCGACCUUAUCCUCAUCGACAUGCUUCUUCCCAUUCUGGACGGCCUUGAGGCUACGAGGCGGAUUCGUGCAAUGGGGGUGAAUUGCAAGAUGCUGGGGGUUACUGCUUUUUCCGGUGAAAGAGAAAGGCAGGCGUUUUUGGCAGCCGGAGUCGAUUUGUUCGUGGAGAAGCCUUUGGGACCUGAGGUUCUGAUUCCCAUCCUUAGGGAACUCGACGGGCAGUAUCCAAGCAUCUAAAAAUUGAAGAUAAAACCGAUGACUU
Molecule: messenger RNA, 505 nt
Organism: Hibiscus syriacus
Lineage: Eukaryota; Viridiplantae; Streptophyta; Magnoliopsida; Malvales; Malvaceae
Product: two-component response regulator 24-like
Exons: 2
Coding region: 19-480 (153 amino acids)
Biological process (GO): phosphorelay signal transduction system
Source: RefSeq, a predicted model, not a curated record